Peronospora farinosa is the source of this 1407-nucleotide messenger RNA. Lineage: Eukaryota; Oomycota; Peronosporomycetes; Peronosporales; Peronosporaceae. The record is from the annotation of a GenBank genome assembly.
AUGCGAUGCCAUUACGAGGUGCUAGGCGUCACACGUGACGCUUCGGCUUUGGAAAUUAAAAAGUCAUUUCGAUUGCAGGCACUACGAUGGCAUCCAGACAAACACCAUCAAAAUGGGGUCUCAAAUGAGGAAGCAACCGAGAUGUUUCAGACCAUUCAGAACGCCUACGAAGUGCUCAGCGAUCCACACGAGAAGAAAUGGUAUGACGAGCACCGAGAGCAGAUUCUGCGUAGCGAAGACGAAAAUAAUGACGAGAAUGAAGAUGAAUGUAAUCUGUUUCGGUACUUCAGCGCGUCGGUUUAUUCGGGCUUUGGUACGGAUGAAAAGAGCUUCUAUUGCGUGUAUGGCGAACUCUUUACCAAGAUUGAUAGAUUGGAUAAGGAUGCUGGUGAUGGCUCACGAUCUGAAGCUGCACCGGAGCUUGGAGAUGCUAACACGUCGACAGAAGAUGUCAAUUUCUUUUACCAGCACUGGAAAAGCUACACAACGCAGCGCAGUUUUGCAUGGAUGGACGAGUACAAAACAACUGAUGCGCCAACGAGAUUGGUGCGACGAGUAAUGGAAAAGGAGAAUAGGAAGUUACGGGAUGCAGCUAAAAAGUCGUUUACUACCGAAGUGCGCGAGCUCGUGGAUUUUGUAUGUCGUCGGGAUCCGCGUGUGCGAGCAUUCCAGAAGCAAAAGCAGCAAGAAAAGGAGCAACAACGCAUUGAGGAAGAGGUGAAGAAACGCGAGAAGCAGGCGGCGUAUGAUGCUGAGAGACGAGCAUUCCAGGAGCAACAGGAGAAGCUCUGGGCUGAUAACAGCAUGGAGACUAGCCGUGUUGCUGACAGAGACAUCGAGCAGGAGCUCGAAAAGCUCCGGAAAAAAUUGGAUGCCGAUGUGCUUGUAUGUGACUUGUGCAGUAAGACUUUCAAGUCUAUAAAGCAGUUGCGAAAUCACAUCACGUCGAAGAAACACCGUGAGAGAGAGAAGGAGCUCGGUGUUUUCAGUGAUCUCAGUAUUUUGGACGAUGAAAUGGAUAGAGAGCUACAGGAGGAGCUUGUUGCUCUCGGUAAGGUUAAGCGUGAGGCAAGUGGCGAAAAGGAUACGUCCGUCGAGUUUGCCGUAGAAGUGAAGCAGGAUGAUGCAAAGGACGAUAAUGCCGAGAAUGACGUCAAGGACAACGAUGCUGAGCAGCAGGAAGCAAAUGAAGAAGCUGUGCAUUUAAAAGCAGAGACUGAUCUUGUGCGACUUGAAAAGGAGCAGAAGGCCGCCGAAAAGCGCCGUGAACGUAAAGCGAUGCGUAAGAACAAGAAGAAGGAGACUGUAGAGAAUAUUGUGAGCAGUGCGCGCUCGAAAAAGGAGAAGGAGGAAGAGGAGGAAAACCAGCGUAGUCGAGGUAAGAAGAGCGGCAAGAAACGAAGAUAG